AUGCUGGGCUCGUUGACGGAAGGGCAAGUAAGGCUCGCCGUGGGGAUUCUAUAUUAUUUGUGGCUAGCCCGGAAUUCGUCAGUAUGGGAGAAGAGCUUGCCACGGCCCACAUCCACGGUGAGGAGGGCGGUGAUGACCGAGGAGGCGUUCACCAGGCUUGGACGCGCGAUAAGACAGCCUCAUGCCAUCGUGAUGCCGGAGAACGAUACACAGAAUCGGCUCAGGUGUUACUUCGACGCUGGCUACAGACAACACACAGGAGAAGCGACAUAUGGAGUUGUGCUACUCAAUCAUGAAGGUGUUUUUAUGGCAGUCACGGCGGGAACACUACCGGGUGCGUUUUCACCUAUUAUGGCGGAAGCUCUUGCGUGCAAGGAAGCCCUCUCAUGGCUUAAAGGGCGCGAUACACAGAUGGUUGAACUACUCACAGAUUGUAUGGAGUUGCGAAACAUGAUAAAAUCAAGAAGUACCGGAACUCGAUCUUAUGUUGGGGUCAUUGUGGACCAGUGCAGGACAUCUAUGUCGUUAUUUACUUAUUGUUCUUUACAUUACAUUUCCAGAGCUGUUAAUACUUAA
This is a messenger RNA of Ipomoea nil (Japanese morning glory), 576 nucleotides long. RefSeq lists its product as uncharacterized. The coding region runs from base 1 to 576 and encodes 191 amino acids. NCBI's taxonomy places the organism in Eukaryota, Viridiplantae, Streptophyta, Magnoliopsida, Solanales, Convolvulaceae. Gene Ontology annotation, molecular function: nucleic acid binding; RNA-DNA hybrid ribonuclease activity. The transcript has a single exon. The record is from RefSeq and is a predicted model, not a curated record.